GCGGCGCGGCGCGUCCCCGGCGCUCGGUGGGAGCGGCGGCGGCGGCGGGGGGCAGCCAUGCCGAAGGCGAAGGGGAAGAGCCGGCGGCAGAAAUACUCCUACAACCUCAACCGCAAGCGGCUCUACCGCAGCGCCCGCCGCCGCGCUGCCCCGCGCAUAGCCUGCUCGCACAUCCGCCAUGCCUGGGACCCCUCCAAGUCGGUGGCGCAGAACCUGGCCGAGAUGGGCCUGGCCGAGGACCCCAACAAGGCCGUCCCCAUCCCCAGGAAGAAGCUGCCGGGCAUGGAAGUGGAAAGCAGUGGAUGGGAGCAAGGAAAGAAAAUAGUACGGAAGCCCUACGUGGUGAACGAGAUGGAAUAUGAGGCCAGUCUCCCUGAGAAGAAGUCAAACACACUGUCACGAGACCUCAUUGACUAUGUGCGGUACAUGAUACAGAACCACGGGGAGAACUACAAGGAAAUGGCUCGAGAUGAGAAGAACUACUACCAGGAUACUCCCAAGCAGAUAAAGAGGAAGAUUAACGUCUACAAGAAUUUCUAUCCCGAGGAGUACAAGGAUUUCAUUGCAUCACUCAAGCAGGAAAAGAUGGACGUGCAGUGACUGCCUUUUUUUCUCAGGUUUGCCUGUAAGUGCAGGCUUAACGUGACCAUUUUCUGAAGCAAACAGGGACUUACAAACAGGUGACAGUCACUCACGGGCUCAAUGCCUGCAACUUGGGCUACUUGCAAAGCCUCUGGUAGUGGAGGAAGGACCUUCAUUAGACAGAGACAGUUAUAAUCAGGCAUGGAAGACUCUUGGCUGUGGCUUGUGGUUUUGAGGACUGAAUGUGCUGUGCCACUCUCUUUCUGCGUGGCAGCCAGCACUUAUUUUGCCUUGUUAAAAUAAAUGACUCUUUCAAA
Molecule: messenger RNA, 899 nt
Organism: Tyto alba (common barn owl)
Lineage: Eukaryota; Metazoa; Chordata; Aves; Strigiformes; Tytonidae
Gene: NOP16
Product: NOP16 nucleolar protein
Exons: 5
Coding region: 58-600 (180 amino acids)
Biological process (GO): ribosomal large subunit biogenesis
Cellular component (GO): nucleolus
Source: RefSeq, a predicted model, not a curated record